Messenger RNA from Amaranthus tricolor (Joseph's coat), 1878 nucleotides. RefSeq names its product cytosolic enolase 3. Gene Ontology annotation, molecular function: phosphopyruvate hydratase activity; magnesium ion binding. NCBI's taxonomy places the organism in Eukaryota, Viridiplantae, Streptophyta, Magnoliopsida, Caryophyllales, Amaranthaceae. The record is from RefSeq and is a predicted model, not a curated record. Gene Ontology annotation, biological process: glycolytic process. The coding region runs from base 116 to 1540 and encodes 474 amino acids. The transcript is spliced from 13 exons. Gene Ontology annotation, cellular component: phosphopyruvate hydratase complex.
AAUUCCUCCACUUAAUUUCCUUUCCACUCAAACAUCCGCCAAAAGUCUACCUUCUUUUCCAGAAGAUCAUUUCUCAAACUCGACCUUAAUCAAUCGCAGUAACAGAGAAGAGAAAAUGUCAGUUCAAGAGUAUCUAGAUAAAUACAUGCUUUCUCGCAAGAUUGAAGAUGCCGUCAAUGCCGCUGUUAGGGCGAAAUCCAACGAUCCUGUUCUCUUUAUUGCAAAUCACAUGAUAAACUCGGUGAAUUCGGUGAUAACGAAGGUGAAAGCGAGACAGAUCCUUGAUAGUAGAGGAAUCCCGACAAUUGAAGUUGAGUUAUCUACUAAUAAAGGCACUUUUCGUGCUUCUGCUCCCAGCGGUCCUUCCACUGGGUUGUAUGAAGCCACUGAGUUGCGUGAUGGGGACAAAGGAAUGUAUCUGGGAAACAGUGUACUUAAAGCUGUGAGACAUGUAAAUGAGAAAAUAUCUGAAGCGUUGCUUGGAAUGGACCCAACACUCCAAUCUCAAAUUGACCAAGUCAUGCUUGACUUGGAUAAGACAGAGAAGAAGGGAGAACUUGGUGCGAAUGCUAUAUUAGCUGUUUCAAUUGCUGCUUGCAAAGCUGGUGCUGCUGAAAAGGAGGUUCCUGUCUACAAACACAUUGCUGAUAUAUCGGGUGGAACCAAUACAAUGCUUCCUGUUCCUUUUUUCACAGUUCUUAGUGGUGGUAAACAUGCGGGAAACAAUUUAGCUGUUGAGGAAAUCAUGGUUUUGCCUGUUGGUGCUAAAACAUUUGAGGAGGCUGUGCAGAUGGGAUCUGAAACCUAUCAUCUCCUUAAGGCUGUUAUAACAGAAAAGUAUGGUGUGCAUGGAUGCAACGUUGGGGAAGAUGGUGGCUUGGCCCCAAAUAUUUCAACUGUAAAAGAAGCCCUAGAUUUAGUCAUGGAAGCCAUUGGUAGAACGGGACAUAUUGAGAAAAUGAAAAUUGCAAUUGAUGUAGCUGCUACUGAGUUUUGCAUUGGAACGAAGUAUGAUUUAGACUUUAAGAACCCAAAUAAAUCGGGCCAAAACUUUAAGUCUGGAGACGAUAUGACUGAAAUGUAUAAGCAACUUUGCGCUGAGUACCCUAUUGUCUCAAUAGAGGAUCCUUUUGACAAAGAGGAUUGGGAACACACCAAGCAGUUAUCGAAUCUCCAAUUGUGUCAGGUUGUCGGGGAUGGUUUAUUGAUGUCAAGUCCAAAACGCAUUGAGAAAGCUAUUCAAGAGUCCACAUGCAAUGCUUUUCUGCUGAAGAUAAGUCAGAUUGGGACUGUCACUGAAGCUAUUGAGGCGGUGAAGAUGGCCAAAGAUGCUCACUGGGGAGUUGUUAUAGCUCACAGAAGUGGUGAAACUGAGGACCCUUUCAUUGCCGAUUUAUCUGUUGGCCUUGCUGCUAGUCAGAUCAAAGCUGGGGCACCUUGCAGAGGGGAGCGUGUUUGCAAGUAUAAUCAGUUACUUCGGAUUGAGGAAGAACUUGGUGAACAAGCCAACUUCGUUGGUGAAGGAUGGAGAAACUCUUGAUCAUCUUCAUCUUGAAUUGGAUCACCUAUAAUUGUUUUGUUCGAUUUUUUUUUUUUGAGCAUAUAGUUGAAAAGCCGAUAUUUUUCCUCAUAGCUGUAUUCCGUUUUCAUGGCAGAGGAGAGUUUAGAUGAUUUUGUUUUUCCUUUGGCGAAAAUUAAGACGCCUUUUUGGUUUUUAGGCAUCAUGCUAUUUUGCAACAUUGUAAAUUAGGCUGCAUAAGAUUCUUUUAGUUGUGAAUCAUUUUUUGUUUUGCUUUCAGAAUUUCUCAACCGCAUGUUGAAUAUUGUAAUUUGAUUUGUUUAAAGAAGAAAAUCAUCGUUAUUGCAUGCAGUUGUGAA